Molecule: messenger RNA, 537 nt
Organism: Mesoplodon densirostris (Blainville's beaked whale)
Lineage: Eukaryota; Metazoa; Chordata; Mammalia; Artiodactyla; Ziphiidae
Product: NADH dehydrogenase [ubiquinone] 1 alpha subcomplex subunit 5-like
Exons: 1
Coding region: 1-360 (119 amino acids)
Biological process (GO): respiratory electron transport chain
Source: RefSeq, a predicted model, not a curated record
AUGGCUGUCGUGGCGAGCUUGCUGAAGAAGACCACUGCCCUUGUGGGAUUGGCUGUAUGUGAGAGUCCACACGAGAGGCUAAAAAUAUUGUAUGCAAAGAUUCUUGAUGUUCUUGGACAAAUCCCUAAAAAUGCAGCAUACAGAAAGUAUACAGAACAGAUUACAACUGAGAAGUUGAGUAUGGUUAAAGCAGAACCAGAUGUUAAAAAAUUAGAAGAGCAACUUCACGGAGGCCAAGUAGAAGAGGUGAUUCUUCAGGCUGAAAAUGAACUAAGUCUGGCAAGAAAAAUGGUGCAGUGGAAACCAUGGGAGGCUUUAGUGGAAGAGCCUCUUGCCAACCAAUGGAAAUGGCCAAUAUAAACAUCAUUAAAUGACUUGUGCGUUUAUGGGAAACUGAUGUAAUUAAAUAUUCUGUUAUGUUAAAAAUAUUUCCAUAUUAUUGACAUCUUAUAAUCAAGAAAACUGAUAAAGAACAUAUAUAGGAGACUUGAUAAAAUCGCUGAUUAUGUAAUAGGGACUUGUGAAUUGGUUUUUGAU